AUGGCCUCCAGCAAGUAUACAGAGCUGAUGUUUGUACCUCAAUUCAGUCCCGACGCGACCAAAAGGAACAGAGAAUUAGAAAUUGCUAAGCAAAAAUCCCACGCCGCCAAAGUUGCUCACCAAAAGCGCAAACAGAAACAAGAAACCCCGGCAUCUGGUCGACAUCCCGCUUUCUUGCCUUAUCCUCCCGAAAAUCAGCCGGAUGAAGACUACCCUCUCAAUCUUCUCCGGCGACGACAGCCCAAAAUCACAAGUCAAACACUACUCGACAUUUUACCGGGUGGUCACUCAGAUCCUUUCAACGCGCAGGCUCUUCCGAUCUCUCCUCGAGUCAAUCAGCUCAUCACAUUCAUCAGAGAUGCCUACCUCCCCGGUGUUUAUAUCACGUCCUUCAUGAAAAUCAAAGAGCCAGUCCGUGGCGCCCCCAUGUGUACAACGAUCGCUGAAGGUUUUCACGUUACGGGCCGACGCACGGCAGCGAGGGUGUGGGAAUCGAUGAAAGAGGAAUUGUCAGAUGAAGGGCGUGCUUUGGCAUGGGUUUCCAGCUACAUCCCGGUGCUGGCCAAGUAUUCUCCCGAAGAUACAGCCCGUGACUUGAACCUGAUGGCCAUCAAGAUGCGAGCCCAGAGCUUGAGGAUUUUGAAAGACCGGAUCGCGAAUCUGUCGACCGAGGCUCAGCCCAAUAUCAGUCUAGUCUCACAAAUCGUGUCGCUAUUUCGGGCAUCAUGCAAAGAAAAUGACAUCGCCUCUGCGAAGAUCCACGCCGAGAUUAUCCGCCACCUGAUCGAUCGAGUGGAACAGCCGGACCGACACAUCCAAGUGCUGUUCACCACGGUGAUGAACAACGACACCGAAGUUGCCGUCUCACAUAUGCGCAACACCAUCUUUGACUUUGAAGGAUGGGUCCGCCAGCAACUGAACAAGCUGUGGGUGGACAAGGCGGAAACAAACAUGCCUCUUGUCUCUGAAGAAUACAGGGAUCUGCAUCCCUGUAUUCAGCUUCCCGCCACCCGUGACGCCUGUAUCCGAUUACGCCGGUACCUGCUAACGCGCCAGACCCUCGUCAACUUGAACGACCCCCAAGACCUGGACCGUACUGACGCAGUCUUCACCGUCUUCACGCAAGACUCGCUCUAUGACUCGGGCGUCCUGAUCAAUGUCUACAUCAACCUGGUCGCAGGCAAGGUAUACCAGAUGAAAGCAGCAUUUCGCCACAUGGAAGCCUCGAUCGCUCUUACGACCUUGCAUGUCCUCAGAAGAGGUGUCUUCGAAGCCACCAUCUACGGCGGAGACCAUCGGAUCCGCUAUCACGUCACCACGAUCACCCAUCUCGAAGGCACGAUGCGGACAAUGCUGAAACUUGCGAGCCCCGAAGAUCUAGCGCAGUACGGCGCUGCGAUACUGUGGAUCUUCUUCUACGGGGCACGCUUCGAGUGGCGCAUCAACAAAAGGUCGUUGGACCAAGGCCUCAAGCCGGAAAAGACGUGGUUUACGGAAAUGUUUGCGCGACAGGCAAGGGAAUUGAAAAUCACACAGUGGAAUGAUGCACGGGAGGCUCUUUCGAAGUUCGUCUUCUAUGAGUUUCUCGAGCCCAAUUUGCCGGCAUGGUAUGAAGAGACAUUAUCAGCGGGAAAGGAAGGAAUAACUACGGCCCAUCAAGUGUGGUGA
Molecule: messenger RNA, 1668 nt
Organism: Rhinocladiella mackenziei CBS 650.93
Lineage: Eukaryota; Fungi; Ascomycota; Eurotiomycetes; Chaetothyriales; Herpotrichiellaceae
Exons: 2
Coding region: 1-1668 (555 amino acids)
Source: RefSeq, a predicted model, not a curated record